UGAAGUUUAACUCAGCUAAAAAUCAAUUUUCCUGAAAUCUGUUUUUCAAGUCCUCAAGUUUCUGAUUGAUCUGCAGCAACAAAAUGGAACUAGACGAAAUCGCAAUUGAUUGCAUAAGCGUUUGCAAUGAUGCGGCAGCAACACCGGAUUCAUCAAGCACCAUUACUAUUGACAGCAUCCCGAAGAUAAGGGAUGCAGAUGCAGAAGCAGAAACCUCUUCAAACAAGGGAGAUACUGAGCAGGUAGCAGCAGCAAUGUCUCAUUUAAAUGAAAGGAUAGCUGAUGCUGAUGAUGAAGAUGACGAUUCAACGGAUUACGUAGAACUUAGGCUUGAUGUUAGAGAUUCAGUUACAGUUGUAAAGGAAACUUUUUUUUACAGGUACAAGAGUGAUUAAAAAACAAAAUUACCAAGAUUACUGGAAAACCGAAAUGAAAAUUCGCGAAAAGGCAAGAAUGGAACUGCAAAAUUACAUGAUAUGUUAUGAUCUGUGGGGCGUCAUUGACGGAGGUGAGCCCUGACCUUCUAAAUAUGCUUGGUUUGGUUAUAAUUACUAUAUUUGGAAAGUGAAAGAAAAGAAGGCUCGUGAAUCCAUGAAAUCAAUAGUUGGAUCGACCGAACUAGUGAACUGUGGCAUGUUGGAAUCCGACGCUGCCAAGGAAGGUUGGGACAAGUUAUUUGCAGCUGAAUCUUUACUCAAAGGUAAGAUCGAUGAAUCUCGUAUACAAUAAUUUACCAAUAGCUAAGCAAAUCUCAAUUAGUAUAUGUAGCUAGGAGACCCCAGGCUCAGAGAAAUAUUGCUAGGACUAGGCCAGUUACUCGCGCGAUGGCCUAAGCUCAGGACAAUAUUGCGUGGGCUAGUUAUGUGCACGUCGGCCUAAGCUCAGGGCAAUACUGCUGGGACUAGGCAAGUUAUAUAUGUAUGCGCGUGAUAGCCUAGGAUCAGCAAUGUCUUCAUUGAAUUUAAUCAUAAUGCUAAAAAUUUGAUAUCAUUGGCCAGAGAGAUAUGUGAAGAUGGUAGAAGCAGCAACAAAAGCGAAGGAAGAUCUAGACGAAGUUAGAAAAGCUAAUGAUGAGUUUCUAACCCCGAGCAAUUAUCAUAGUUUCAAACUGUAUCUAAAGCAGAUGUUGAUAAGCUAAUAUCUUUGGGGUAUUGUGGAUGGAAGUGAUUGUCGAACGAGCGAUAACUACCGUAGAUGGGAGGAAAUGAAUAAGGCGGCUUUAAGAGUCAUACAAUCAAGUUGUGGACCAGAAAUAUUAGUCCACACCGAAGGAACACAAUUCGCUCAAGAAGCUUGGAGCAAGAUAGCACGAGCAGCUGGUGAUUUUGCGAUUAUAUCUGUCACCAGUUUUCUUAUUCGGUUCAUUACAAUUUCGUAUCUUCUAUGACACAGUCAUGUCUACCUAUGGCCGUGGUAUUUUUCACAGGAAAACAGAAUCGUCUUCUUUCCAACAGAAACAACAACUUUUGCUACCAUGCAACAUGAUUGGUCUUUUGAUCGUCGGUAGAGAAUUUUUACGAUCACUGUAGCUAACCAUCUUUGGUAUAUUUGUUGGAUAUUUGGUUGUACCAAUUUGUAUAAAGUUA
Molecule: messenger RNA, 1586 nt
Organism: Papaver somniferum (opium poppy)
Lineage: Eukaryota; Viridiplantae; Streptophyta; Magnoliopsida; Ranunculales; Papaveraceae
Exons: 2
Coding region: 84-395 (103 amino acids)
Source: RefSeq, a predicted model, not a curated record